This is a messenger RNA of Marchantia polymorpha subsp. ruderalis, 2528 nucleotides long. The record is from the annotation of a GenBank genome assembly. Lineage: Eukaryota; Viridiplantae; Streptophyta; Marchantiopsida; Marchantiales; Marchantiaceae.
AAGGCAACUCUGGGAAACAAAAGGGAGGAUGUGAAGGGAGGCGAGCACCAAUGGGAGAAGAGCAGCACCGACCGAAGUGCGAGCCGGUGCACAUGCGGGACGCCGAAAAAGGCCCUUGAGUAGAAACGUAGAGCAGAAUAAAAAGUCGGAGGGUAGAGAUGUCUGGGAAUGAGGGCUGCCGUUGCAGAUUUUCAAGGGAUGGCGUGGGCUGCCGAGUCCGAGGCUGAUGUAAAAUAGAAGACAUGAAGCGAGCGGGACUCACCAUAGCCCACGUCAAUGUCGGAGGAGAAGGAAGCUGCACCCCGCGUUUGAGGACUUUGAUUCGAGCAUCCGCAACAUCUCUCUGAGAAUCAUUGUGCGAGCUCCCAUUGGCUUGGCCCGGAGGAGGUCUCGGAGCUUUGGACCGUGGAACCAACCACGUGCUCGUCUUGCGCCGCUGCGGUGGAGCCGAGGGUCUAGUGGCGAAUGGUGCCGUGACUUUUGAGCCCCAGCUCCAUACCCCACAGAAGCUGGAGAACGGCCUUGGUGAUGUUUUUUAAAUGGCUGGAAAUCUGCGCGAACGCCACUCUGUAGUUGUUUUGCGUGCCAAUGGAAUGCAACGCCGCAAUGACUGCGAAUAGAGAUUGAUUGAUUGAUCGAUCGAAGGACGGAAGUUUGUCAAGCGGGGAAGGUGAGAGGAAGGUAAGGGGAGAGAAGUUGGAGGAGGACGAAAGUCAGGAGGAGGAGGAGGAGGAGGAGAAGGGAUAUGGCCGAUGGGCAAGUUUUGCUGAGGAAGCUGCCUCUGAGUCAGGAAAUUGGAAAUCCACAUGUAUGCCAUGGCAGAGGGUUAGGGAAGUGCUGGCAACAGGGCAGGAAGGUUGCGGUAGUGAGAGUGCAUUUUGGGAGUAGGAGGAGAUGGUCUUCUUCCUCUUCUUCUUCUUGCUGGAGGGCGGCAGCUGAAUCCUACUGCGGGGAGACAUCACAAGAUCACAAGCAAUUUCAAUCUUACUCCAUCCCUUCGGAGAAUUGGCGCGGCAAGGUGCGCAGCAAGGCGAGCAUGGACAUUCCUUUUGUCAAUGGUAGUAGCAAAUACUUGAAUCAUCCUGUUCUUCCCCAGCCUCAGGUGAACGGCGACCAAGAGCAGGAUCCUCAUACCUCUGCUGACAGCCUGUCUUCUCUCGCUUAUUCUUUGCGGCCCAAGAGGAUCAUUCUCGUCAGGCAUGGCCAAAGUGAAGGGAACGUGGAUGAGAGCGCCUACACGAGAAUCCCCGAUUCGAAGAUUGCUUUGACAGAAGAAGGUUGGAAUCAGGCCAUCUCCUGUGGGAAGAAGAUGCGGACGAUGAUAGAGAGUGAUGAAGGAGACGAUUGGAAGGUUUAUUUUUAUGUCUCCCCUUAUAAACGUACACUCCAAACUCUGCGGGGCAUCGGACUGGCCUUUGAACGAGAAAGAAUUGCCGGAGUUCGAGAGGAGCCUCGUCUUCGAGAACAGGACUUUGGUAAUUUUCAGGAUAGAGAAAAAAUGCGGGUGGAGAAAGCUGUACGAUUAAGAUAUGGACGAUUUUUCUACCGCUUUCCUAAUGGUGAAUCUGCAGCAGAUGUGUAUGACAGAAUAACAGGUUUCAGAGAAACUCUACGAGCCGAUAUAGAUGUCGGUAGAUUCCAACGCCCUGAAGCAAGGGUGAAGAACAUGAACCUUGUUCUAGUAUCUCAUGGUUUGACACUACGCGUCUUUUUAAUGAGAUGGUACAAGUGGACUGUCCAACAGUUCGAAGGCUUGUGGAACUUCGGAAAUACUGGUAUGAUGGUCAUGGAGCUCGGCCCUGGAGGCAGGUAUAGCUUGAGCAUGCACCAUACGCAUGACGAGCUGAGAGCGUUUGGUAUGACAGAAGAAAUGAUAGCCGAUCAAGAAUGGCAAAAACUGGCAAAGCCAGGAGAAUUGAACUACGAUUGGUUAACUUCUGGAUCGUCCUUCUUUACCCACUUUGAUGAUCUUGAGAAAGGAAUCAAUCUUGAAGAAAUUCCACCGGAUAUUGUUCGCAGUUCUCUCGAAUCUGGUCUGCAUCACCCCCAAGGUUUUGAGAUGUAGUUUGGACGUGUAGUAUAAAUUUCAUGAAUAUAAUCCCUCUACAUCAUUUAAUUUUGUUCGGACCAAUUCCCAGUCGGCCUUCCUGGUCAAGUAAAUGUAGGAUAUAGUCUUGUUUAUUCAAGAUUACUCAAAACUCAAGGACAUCAACAACAAUAGCAGCAGCAUGGCUGAUGGAUAUGUAAGAUAGAAGGCAUCAGCACAUCAGGGGUGUAUUUGAGUGGCAGCACCCCGCCUCUCAGCCCCCAUGUAAAGUAGAGGAUUUGAUAUCCACAAUUCAUUAUCAGCUCAUUUAACGAUCGACAAUGUAAAUUUUGUUCAUUGAGUGAGGAAACUAUCGCAUUGGCGACGGUGAGUAGAUUACUUUUCUCUUGCAGCAGGUCAGACAACAUCUUAGCUUACGUUUUAUAUCUUCAUACCUCUGUAAUCGUAUGAACAUAUGAAAAGAGGAAUUUUCUUUACUGCC